Molecule: messenger RNA, 1811 nt
Organism: Anguilla rostrata (American eel)
Lineage: Eukaryota; Metazoa; Chordata; Actinopteri; Anguilliformes; Anguillidae
Gene: hpda
Product: 4-hydroxyphenylpyruvate dioxygenase a
Exons: 14
Coding region: 97-1284 (395 amino acids)
Biological process (GO): L-tyrosine catabolic process
Cellular component (GO): endoplasmic reticulum membrane; Golgi membrane
Molecular function (GO): 4-hydroxyphenylpyruvate dioxygenase activity
Source: RefSeq, a predicted model, not a curated record
CAGGGCCCUCCUGGUCGUACUUAUCUGCGGGUCCAGGAGGUCAGUUGAUGUUUUUGGCUGUGUCUCUUGCCACCAUCCUCCACUGAGAAGCGCAAAAUGACUUCCUACACUGACAAAGGAGAAAAGCCAGAGAGGGGGCGAUUUGUUAAAUUCCAUCAUCUCACCUUCUGGGUUGGAAAUGCUAAGCAGGCAGCUGCAUUCUACUGCGAUAAGAUGGGUUUUGAGCCCUUCGCCUACAAGGGCCUGGAGACGGGCAGCAGGGAGGUGGUGUCCCACGUCAUCCGGCAGGAUAAGAUAUUGUUCGUUUUUCAGUCAGCACUGAACCCCGGAAAUGAAGAAAUCGGGGAGCACCUGAUCAAGCAUGGAGAUGCUGUCAAGGACAUAGCAUUUCAAGUGGAAGACUGUGACUUUUUAGUGCAGAAAGCUAAAGAACGAGCCGCUGUGAUCGUCAAAGAGCCCUGGGUGGAGCAAGAUGCAUUCGGGAAAGUGAAAUAUGCCAUCGUGCAAACUUACGGUGACACGACACACACAUUGAUUGAGUACCUGGGACCCUACAAAGGGCUCUUUCUGCCUGGAUACAAAGAACCCCUCUUCAAGGAUCCUUCGCUACCUAAGCUGCCGCCGGGCAAUCUGAAUUUCAUUGAUCACAUCGUGGGAAACCAGCCAGACAACAAAAUGGAGCCGGUAUCAGACUGGUACCAGAAGUGCCUGCUGUUUCACCGCUUCUGGUCGAUAGACGACACCCAGCUUCACACGCAGUACAGCUCCCUGAGAUCCAUCGUGGUCACCAACUACGAGGAGACCAUCAAGAUGCCCAUUAACGAGCCGGCCCAGGGGAAGAGGAAGUCCCAGAUCCAGGAGUAUGUGGAUUACAAUGGUGGAGCUGGAGUGCAGCACAUCGCUCUCAACACCUCAAACAUCAUCCAAGCAAUUAUCAACCUCAAAGCCCGUGGGAUGGACUUCCUGUCGGCUCCUGACAGUUACUACAAAGCCCUACGUGAGAAACUUAAGACGGCAAAGAUCAAAGUGAAGGAGGACCUCAACAAACUGCAGGAACUGAAAAUCUUGGUGGAUUUCGAUGACAAGGGCUACCUUCUCCAGAUCUUCAGCAAACCUGUACAAGACCGGCCUACUCUCUUUCUGGAAGUUAUUCAACGACACAACCACUUUGGCUUCGGGGCAGGAAACUUCCAGUCUCUUUUUGAAGCCAUAGAGAAGGACCAGGAAGCCAGGGGCAAUCUCACAGUGUUGACUCCAGACGCCCAACCCAAGACUUUUCACUAGCGCGCCCGGCUAACUCAGGACCCCGACCAGAUCGCACGCCAAUAAAUCCAAUGCAAAUGGUGCGCUUUGGUAUCCUUAGUUCUUCUUCCCAGCUUUUUGAGUUGGCUCUCAACUUAGUCAAACCCCCAGUUGUGGUAUUCCUGUUUUGGCUAUGAAGUUCCAGAAAAAAAGCAUUAUUUGAGAGCUGGUGUACUUCUCUAAUAUGCACAAUUAUCUCUAUUUAAGCAAACUGUUAGAAACUUCAAACACUUGCUAUGCAGUACAUAUUUUCAUUUGUAUUAGUUUUUUAAACUGGGAAAAGAUGUGUAUACAGCAAACUUCAGUGGGGUAAGGAUUCUGAAAGAUUCUUGAACUAUUCCAUUGUAUUGAGGCAGUACACUUUUCUUUGAUCAUUCAACCUAAUGCCCUGUCACAGAACAUCCAUCCAAGAUUUUAAGACAAACAACUGAAAUCAGUGAAAUCAUAUAUUACUGCAAAAAAAAAAAAACAACAACUGAAAGAUACAUUUCAUUAAAGUUUUACCAAAC